This is a messenger RNA of Cuscuta europaea, 7842 nucleotides long. NCBI's taxonomy places the organism in Eukaryota, Viridiplantae, Streptophyta, Magnoliopsida, Solanales, Convolvulaceae. The record is from the annotation of a GenBank genome assembly.
GGUAAUUCUAUUCACAUCCCUUAAAUUGCUAUUGACAUUCACUUAAUUAAUUAAAAAUAAAUAAAUUUAUUCAAAUGCCUAGAUUAUCCCUAGUAGCCUUGCUAAAUUAUUCUUCUCUUCGAUCACCUUCGGAGAUGUCUUUAACAUAAACUAAAUUGGCAUAGUGAUCAGAUAGAUUGAUGCCGAUGAAGCUCCCAAUAAAAUGUAAUUAGUUGUACUCCAAUCAAUAGUGCAGCAACCCGCGUCGCUAAUUGGAUGAUACGGUGGGCAAGGCUUAACCAGGAUGGGAGUUUGGGGGGCAGUUCGAGGGUAAUGGCGAUUUCCGGUUAGGCUGAUCACAUGAUUAGCGUCCCAGGCGGCUGUGCGGUCAGACAAUGGGCAGCCUCAGGCGGCUGGUGGAGGCGACGGACAGGGCCACUGACAUAGCAGGGAGCCGAUGAACAGCAAGGCGGAGUAAAACUCAAAGGGUGAAAACUAGAGAAUGAUUUUUUUAUAUUAAGAGGCCGUUUGGCGACCCUCAUUUUCGGCUUAUCGGGCUUAUCAGCCAACUUUUUUACCAAACACGUAAAUUUUACUUUCGCGCGCUGAAUUGUGUAAUAAGCCGAAAAAGUAAGGUUGGAGUUACUUUUCUGACUGUAUUGGCUGAAGUUACUGUAGAUGACCAUUUUAGCUAUUUUUACAUAUAAUUUUUUCUUUAUUUUAUUAAUAAAAUAUAUUUUAAAAAUAUUUUUUUCUUGUAUCGGCAGAAUCAGCUCACUUCAGCCAGAACUUCAUAAAUUUCAGCAGAAUCAACCAGAACAGCCGAUUUUCAUGCUGCCAAACGGGCUCUAAAUUCAUUAAAUCCACUUUACUAUGACACAAUUAUAUGAAGCAAUGUGCGACUCCAUUCAGGAAGUAGUAUUUUGUUUCCCAGACAUUAAAAAGACAUUUACUUCAAUUUUUAUACUUUGUAUUUGUUUCCUAAAUGUUCUUUUGAUGAGAAGAUGCUUGCAAAGCAGACUAAUAUAGUAAUAUGUUAAUCUUUGUGAGUUCUUGGAUGGUAGGUUAAUUGACUUAAUUCAUUGUUUCUGGUCCGAAUCGAAGCAAAUCUGGACGGACUUGACUUGCUCCAUCUUGAUAGCUUCGUGCCUUCGCCUCCCUCGUUCUUCCUAUUGGUUGGUAUGUAAAACAAGCUUGAUAGACAUGAGAAUUUAAAAGGGGUAAAAUAGAUACUCUAAGAGCCCAUUUGGUAGCACGAAAAUCGGCUGAUUUGGCUGAUUCUGCUGAAAUUUAUGAAGUUCUGGCUGGAGUGGCUGCAUUGGCUGAUUCUGCUGAUUUAAGAAAAAAAUAUUUUUAAAAUAUAUUUUAUUAAUAAAAUAAGAAAAAAUUAUAUGUAAAAAUAGUUAAAUGGUCAUCUAGAGUAACUUCAGCCAAUACAGUCAGAAAAGUAACUUCAACCUUACUUUUUCUGCUUAUUACAUAAUUCAGCGCGUGAAAACAAAAGUUACGUGUUUGAUGAAAAAGUUGGCUGAUAAGCUCGAUAAGCCGAAAAACGAUGUCACCAAAUGGCCUCUAAAUUGUUUUAUUUAUUUACUUAAAUUUGUGGCUGUAUUUAGAAAUUAUUAUGUGGCGGUAUAUAGAAUUAGGAAAUUGUGUGGUAAUUGGGCCGGACUUUGGAGUCUGGAUGCAAUAAAUGAAGAAGAGCCGGUUGGGCGUGAGUCUUUUCUGGCCCACUAAUACCUCCUUCCUUUCCCCGACUUCACACCUUUGAAUCGUUGAUGCGAGCAGCCUGACGAGAAAGGAAAACGGAACAAUACCCUGCCGGUACGGCCAUCGGAGGAGUGCUCUGCGGACCAAUGAGUGGGAAAGCCCGAAAUUUCCGCCGCCGUGGUGGAGAGGACGAAGACGAAGCUGAAACGUCUGCAGUUUCCGCGCCGAAUGGCAACUUGGCUAAGUCGCAAGCCAAACCUGUCGCCAGCUUCGGCAAGCCGAAAAAGUCUUCAACCUUAGCUCCGAAGAGCCUACUUAGCUUUGCGGAUGACGAAGAGUCCGAGGAUUCUCCUUUCAGUCGGCCUUCCAGAUCCUCCUCAUCAAGCUCUCGCCCCGUCAAGGCCUCCUCUUCUCACAAGCUGUCAACAGUGAAAGGAAGACAUCCUACUGCCCCUUCUCUCCCAUCCAAUGUGCAGCCCCAAGCUGGUACGUACACUAAAGAAGCUCUCCUUGAGCUCCAGAAGAAUACCAGAACCCUAGCUGGCUCCCGCCCUACUCAACCUAAACCCAAACCCGAGUCAGCCGAGCCUGUAAUUGUAUUGAAGGGGCUUGUUAAGCCAUCUAUUACUGUUGACCCGGUGUUGGAGAAAGAACAUGAUAGUGAAGAAGAUGAUGGGAUGGUUGAGAGACGGGGCCUCUCUCUGCGACAGGAUAGAGAUGAUACAUUGAACAGACUUGGUUCUAUGGGGUUGGAAAAGGGCUUGAUGGGAACUGAUGAUGUUGGGUCAGAGAUACCAGACCAGGCAAUGAUAGAUGCAAUAAGGGCAAAACGGGAGAGGCUCAGGCAAGCUAGAGCAGCUGCCCCAGACUACAUUGCAUUAGAUGGAGGGAGCAAUCAUGGGGAAGCAGAGGGUUUGAGUGACGAGGAGCCUGAGUUUCAAGGGAGAAUUGGGUUCCUUGGGGAGAAAGUUGAGCAGGGAAAGAGAGGAGUCUUUGAGGAUUUUGAGGUUAGGGGGUCAGAGAGGGUUGUUGCUGUUGAUUGCGUGUAUGAUGAGGAUGAAGAGGAUAAAAUGUGGGAAGAAGAGCAGGUGAGGAAGGCCCUGGGGAAGAGGAUGGAUGAUUGUUCUAGUAGAGGAGUUAGUGGUAGUGAUGGGGGUGUCAGUAAUAACCCUGUGGCUCCUAGUGUUCAGCAGACUAGGUAUGGACAUUCAGCUUCUGGAGCUAGUGUGUAUUCCUCAGGGCAGACUGUUGUUCCUCCUGUUGUUAGUUCUAGUAUUCCAGGAAGCCUCCCUGGAUCAGAUGCUCUCUCAAUUUCACAACAAGCCGAGCUUUCCAAGAAAUCAUUGCUUGCUAAUGUGUCUAGGCUUCAGGAAUCUCAUUGCCGCACUGUGAAAUCAUUGGCUAAGACUGAAGAAAAUUUGUCUUCAUCGUUGUCCAAUUUGACCUCAUUGGAAAGUUCUUUAUCUGCUGCUGGUGAAAAGUACAUCUUUAUGCAAAACCUUCGUGACUUUGUUUCUGUUAUAUGUUCAUUUUUGCAGGAGAAAGCUCCUUACAUAGAGGAACUAGAAGACCAGAUGCAGAAACUUCAUAAAGCACGGGCGGAUGCAAUUUUAGAUAGAAGAGCUUCCGAUAAUGAGGAUGAAAUGAGAGAACUAGAAAAUGCUAUUAAUGCAGCAAAGCAAAUUUUUGGUGAACGUGGUGGCAGUGCAGCCACAAUAGUUGUUGCAAAAGAAGCUGCACUCAAAGCAGCUACAGAGGCAAGAAGGCUAAGAGAUAUACCUGUAAAGCUAGAUGAAUUCGGUAGAGAUGUGAAUCAACAGAAACGGAUGGAUAUGACAAGAAGAGAAAAGGCUCGAGAGCGUAGGAGAGCUAAAUCUGAUGCUAAAAGAAUGUCUGCCAUUAGAAAUGACAAUUCCUAUCAGCGAGUGGAAGGAGAAUCAAGCACUGAUGAAAGUGACAGUGAGAGUACUGCCUACAAAUCAAACCGUGAUCAGUUGCUUCAGGUUGCUGAAGAGAUAUUUGGUGACACACAUGAUGAAUACUCUCAAUUAGCUGUAGUUGUUAAUAAGUUUGAGAGAUGGAAGAAACAGUAUUCUUCAAGCUACCGCGAUGCCUAUAUGUCUCUGAGCAUUCCUGCCAUUCUUUCACCCUAUGUUAGAUUAGAACUUUUGAAAUGGGACCCUCUGCAUGAAGAUGUAGACUUUAGGGAUAUGGAAUGGCAUUCAUUACUCUACAACUAUGGACUUCCUAACGUUGAUAGUGAUAUUAGAUCUGAUGAUGCUGACGCUGACACAAACCUCAUUCCUCAACUAGUGGAAAAGCUUGCAAUUCCUGUCCUUCACUAUCAUUUAGAAUACUGUUGGGACAUGCUUAGCACUCGUGAAACUGAAUAUGCUGUGUCUGCCAUGAAAUUGGUGUUUGGAUAUGUUCCCCUGACUAGUUCUGCUCUGGGCAAUUUGGUUGCUGUUUUGCGCAAUCGGCUUGCUGAUGCUGUGGCUAAUUUAGUGGUUCCCAAAUGGGACAAUCUUGUAAUGAAGGCUGUACCAAAUGCAGCUCGUGUUGCAGCAUAUGGGUUCGGCAUGUCUGUCCGUUUGAUAAGGAAUAUUUGCUUGUGGAAUAAUGUUCUUGCAAUUCCUAUCUUGGAGAAGCUUGCUCUUGAUGAGCUCUUAAGUGCAAAGGUUCUUCCCCAUCUUCGCAGCAUUAGAUCAGACAUUGAUGAUGCAAUUACAAGAACUGAAAGAAUUGUUGCUUCAUUGUAUGGUGUCUGGGCUGGUCCAAAUGUUAAUGGUGGUAAAAGCCCCAAAUUGCAACCACUGGUCGAUUAUUUGCUAAUACUGAGUAAAAUGCUGGAGAAGAAGCAUUUGGUGACUGGAGCUGAGCAGGAGACUGGAAAGCAUGCUCGUAGGCUGAAGAAGAUGCUUGUUGAACUUAAUGAGUAUGAUCAUGCGAGGGAAAUUUCAAGAACAUUUAAUAUCAAAGAGGCAUUAUGAUAUGCCCUUUCCCUACAGGUUCAAAUUUUCUUUACCUUUCUUUUCCAAAGAGGGCUCCACCUUGAAGAGUAGUGCAGUAAUUGAACAUUGAUUGAUGAGUUGGUGUAGUUGCUUCUAUCAUUGAUCUAAAACCCUUUAGUUUCCUUCUAGUCAUCAGUUUUAAAAAAACUAAAGCAGCUGAAAACCUGGAAAUGUGGUUAUCAGUUUUUGUGUUAACAAUUAGCGCGUUAAGUACAGAACUACAAAUAUGGUUAGUUUUGGGUUAGGGGGAAUUGGAGUUUGUACCCCACUUGGUUUGUCUAAAUUUGAGUUUGCACUCAAUUAUGGAAAUCGCUAGUAUUUGCACCCAUGCUUGUCACGGCGUCGCCUAGUCGUCGACUAGGCGUCCUGGCGAUGGAGAAGGGUCGACAGGGGAGAUUGACUCGCCGGAAGAAGGCUAGUCGCCUCUGGCGUCGUCCAGGCGUGAAUAUGUCGUCCAGGCGCAGUCUUGGCGUCACGCCAGGGGAGAUUUGAAAUCUCAAUAAAUUCGUUUUUUUAAGCCCAACCUAAAAGAACAAUCGUCGACUCUCAACCUCGAAGCUCAAUCGACGAUUCCUAAAGGCGGAGCAUCGCUCGUCGUUACUUUUCUGAUUUGUGCCUCUGUAGCAAGGUCGUCUGUAGGCGAUCUGUAGUUGAUGUGUUCCUGCGUCACUAGGUUGAAGACGACGUGCGCUCUUCCCAGCCUUUUAUUUUUAUCGGUCAUUCAUCUUAUCACGUUAGUCUUUAUCAGACUUCUUAUUCUAUUAUAUAUUGAUAUUAAACAUUAAUAUUAAUACUUCGUACCCACUCAGUAGCAUAUCCACUACAGUUUUACAUAGUUUAAUUUUAAUAUAAUAUAUGUAUAUUUUCGUACACACUAUACAACAUGCAUAGAUACAUACUACAAUAUAUAUUAGCAAUGAAUAUAACUUGUAUAUUAAUAAAUUAGAUAUAUAAUAAAUUAAUAAAUUGGGUAUAUUAAUAUUGAAAUUAAUAAUUUGCAUAUUAAUCAAUUAGGUAUACUAAUAUAUUAAUAAAUUAUUAGGCAAUAUACAAUUGCAUUCUUAAUAUAUCAUAUAUAACAUGUAAUUAAACUACAAAUUAAAUAGAAUGUUGUAUUGUUAUGUAUAAAAUAUAAUUAUGUAUAUUGUGCGACAAGUCGCCUAAUUGUCGCCUAGGCGGGCGCGUUGUCGCCUAGGCGAUAUGGCGGUCGGCUGGCGCCGCGACUCGCCUUACCGCCGUGACAAGUAUGUUUGCACCAUAAGUAUCUUGAUUUUCAUUCCUUUGUCACUCCCCAUGAUUAAAAAUGGGGUAUAAGUUUAAAUUAGUGGGGUGCAAAUUUUGAUUUGGUUUUUGUUUUUCCCCACAUAUCACGUAUAGUGGGGUAGGGGGGGGGUCGGAUGUACACAGUCUUACCCCUAUACUAAAACACAAAGAGACCGUUUUCGGAUCACCCAUAGUAACUUGGAAAAUCAUACAACCAAAAAAUUUAUAGGUUAAAAUUUUACAUGUUAAAUCAUACAACCAAAUAACAUCAAAACACACUAAUUUUAUCGGUUAAAUUUUUAAGUAUUUAUUCAGUGAUUAAGACAUUCAGCCCCAUUAUGGUUAUCAAAAAAUGCUCAUUCUAGUCCUCCAAGUACAGAGUAUUAUUUAAUCCAUUUAGGCUUUUGGCCUUCCCCUAUAAAACACCUCAUUUUAAUUAGAAUGCUUAAGAAAAACGUAUUGUUUUAUACAUAUUAAAGUUUUGUUUUGAAUAUAGGUUGGAAUUCUAUAAAAUGUUUAUAAAGAGUAUUUUAGAUAUUUCGUAGCAAAAGAAAAUAAAUUUUUUUAUGAGAAGGAAUUAAUGAUGGAAUAAAGCAAAAUGACUCACUAAACUGUCCGCGCUUCUUUGUUAUGAAGCAACAGUCAGUCCAUGCAAUUUUGGACGGGAUUUUCACUAUGGGUCAUCCGGAAACAGUCUCUCUGUGCUUUAGUACAGGGGUAAGACUGCGUACAUCUGACCCCUCCUUACCCCACCGUAGGUGGGAGCCUUUGCGGCACUGGGGUAAAUGAAAAUGAAAUGAUGAAAUUAAUGAUUUGUCGAAGUCCAGACAAACAAGAGUGAAAAGUUUAAAGUUCAUGAAUUAUUUGUAGAAUUUGACGAUUUAUGUUUAGGACAACUAAUGGAUAUAAAUUCUGAAAUUUGUUGUUAUAGGGACAAAUGAUUUGGCGGCUAUCCCUUGCCUGAUGUCUAAGGGCAGACAUAAUCACCAAUCAAGAGUUAGUCACAAGAGUCGGGCGGGUUAACCGGAAUCAAGAGGCUUACCCUUCUAGUGUUUUACUUUUCAAAAUUGAGGUGAUGCAGCAACAUAUUUUUGUUGGCUGUUGCCAUUGCUGUUAACUACGUCAUAUAGAAUAAUAUAUCAAAUCAACUCGUUUAGAAGUUUGAAGGAACUUUAGGAAGCUGCUAAAAAACUAUGCUGCCUAAGCUGGAUUAUUAUAGGCCAAAGGGAGAGCGUGGAAAAUGCCUAACAGGCCGUGUAGCCCUAAGUCCCUAACCCCUUUGGCGUGGAGAGUGGAAAAUACAUCUUGUUCAUAGUUAUCAAUAAUAUAGUAAUGUAAAAGAACUAUGUAGGUUUUGAUGUAUUGUAUACCCCACUUAUAUUCAAGUGCAAGCCCAUUUUUAAAUGUUUCAAUUAAGUAUUUUUAAUUGUACUCAAUUAAGUUGUUUAUAAUAAAAAAUCAAAUUUUGAGUGUUUUCAUAAUGGUAUCAUUUGCGAUUUUUUUGAAGGAUAACAGAAAAAUUCGAUUAGAAACUAUGCUGAGUAGACCUGAGAACUGGGCAGUUGGAUAGGAGCGGGAGCUUUACCGGGAUAAACCAAUCCCAGCUAUGGGUACCUUAAGCAAUUAAACCUAGGACAGGACUGGGAACUGGUAGGUCAUGGAAUGGUCCGCCCACCCCUACUUUUGUGCGGUAUCGACUUGUUAGUGACUACGUAGUAUUAUAUUGGUUUUCAAUUGUAUCUAAAAUACUCUGAAGACCUGUAGCGAGUAUUAUUUGAACUGUGUUAAUUUCAAGGAUUUCUCAAAUAUGAGUAAAGCAUGGCCAUUUAAAUAGAAGUAUCAACAUUCCAACUUCCAAGUGCUUAUACGUCAAAUAAAU